AUGACAGCAUCAGAGAUGUGGGUCCGUGGCCAAGCACAGGCACGGCUGCGAGACCACCAAACGGGGUCUAUAAAGCUUGCUCACUUUUCAGCCCUGAGGUUAAAUGCAGCAAAUGCAGCUCCUUUCCUUCAUGACUGGACCGGGCUGGGAGAGGGGCUGGGGGCUGGCGCCCCAAGUUCGCAGCCUCACAUCGUCUUCAUCCUGGCUGACGACCAGGGAUUCCGAGAUGUAGGGUACCACGGAUCGGAGAUCAGAACGCCCACUCUGGACAAGCUAGCUGCUGAAGGGGUUAAACUGGAGAACUAUUAUGUUCAGCCUAUGUGCACACCAUCCAGAAGCCAAUUUAUCACUGGAAAGUACCAGAUACACACGGGCCUUCAGCACUCCAUUAUUCGGCCAACCCAGCCCAACUGCUUACCUCUGGAUAACGUCACGCUACCUCAGAAGCUGAAGGAGGUUGGUUAUUCAACACACAUGGUCGGCAAAUGGCACUUGGGGUUUUAUCGCAGAGAAUGCAUGCCCACACAGAGAGGAUUUGACACUUUCUUUGGCUCGCUCUUAGGCAGCGGUGACUAUUACACUCACUUCAAAUGUGACAGCCCUGGGAUAUGUGGCUAUGACCUGUACGAGAAUGACAACGCAGCUUGGGAUCAUGACAACGGCAUCUACUCGACGCAGAUGUACACACAAAAAGUACAACAAAUCUUAGCUUCUCAUGACCCCAGGAAACCUAUAUUUCUGUAUAUUGCUUACCAAGCUGUUCAUUCGCCUCUUCAGGCACCAGGCAAGUAUUUUGAACAUUAUCGAUCGAUAAAUAACAUCAACAGGCGAAGAUACGCUGCGAUGCUAGCUUGUUUGGAUGAAGCCAUAAACAACGUAACCCUUGCUUUAAAGGAGUAUGGUUACUAUGAGAACAGCAUUCUCAUAUAUUCUUCAGAUAAUGGUGGGCAGCCAAUGGCCGGAGGAAGUAACUGGCCUCUCCGAGGCAGCAAAGGGACCUACUGGGAAGGAGGUAUCCGUGCUGUUGGGUUUGUCCAUAGCCCCCUCCUGAAAAACAAAGGGUCUGUGUGUAAGGAGCUUGUGCACAUCACAGACUGGUUCCCCACUUUGAUCACACUGGCAGAAGGGCAGAUCGAUGAAGAUAUCCAGCUAGAUGGCUAUGAUAUAUGGGAAACCAUUAGCGAAGGCAGACGUUCUCCACGGGUAGACAUCUUACACAACAUUGACCCAAUUUACACCAAAGCCAAAAAUGGGUCCUGGGCAGCUGGCUAUGGGAUCUGGAACACUGCGAUUCAAUCCGCCAUCAGAGUGAAUCAUUGGAAACUAUUGACGGGAAAUCCAGGAUAUAGCGACUGGGUACCUCCACAGGCCUUCAGUAACGCAGGCCCCAACCGCUGGCACAACGAACGCAUUUCUUGGUCAGCUGGCAAAACAGUGUGGCUUUUCAACAUAACUGCUGAUCCAUAUGAACGAGUGGACCUCUCUGCAAGGUAUCCAGAUGUAGUGAAGCAGCUGUUGCGGAGGCUUUCCCAGUUCAAUAAGACUGCGGUUCCUGUUCGAUACCCACCUAAGGACCCUCGGAGUAACCCGAAGCUGAAUGGAGGAGUCUGGGGUCCAUGGUUUAAGGAGGACAAAAAGAAAACAAAAUCAGAUAAAAGUAAAGGUGCAAAUAAGCAAAAGAAGAACAAGAAAAAAACAACUCGGAAAAAAGGGCAAUCAUUACAUUGCCGUUCACGUCUUGCUGGUGGAUAGACUCUAAGCACACUCUUUUGCCAAGUCUAACUCAGCUUGGCCCAA
Opisthocomus hoazin is the source of this 1797-nucleotide messenger RNA. NCBI's taxonomy places the organism in Eukaryota, Metazoa, Chordata, Aves, Opisthocomiformes, Opisthocomidae. The record is from RefSeq and is a predicted model, not a curated record.